Glycine soja is the source of this 903-nucleotide messenger RNA. Its product is annotated as nudix hydrolase 26, chloroplastic-like. The transcript is spliced from 6 exons. Lineage: Eukaryota; Viridiplantae; Streptophyta; Magnoliopsida; Fabales; Fabaceae. Gene Ontology annotation, molecular function: guanosine-3',5'-bis(diphosphate) 3'-diphosphatase activity; bis(5'-adenosyl)-pentaphosphatase activity. The record is from RefSeq and is a predicted model, not a curated record. The coding region runs from base 42 to 647 and encodes 201 amino acids. Gene Ontology annotation, biological process: nucleoside phosphate metabolic process; ribose phosphate metabolic process. Gene Ontology annotation, cellular component: chloroplast.
UAAUUUGCACUUUGUCUCUCUCUUUCCGUUCCCUUGAUGUAAUGGCUUUAUGCCGAUUCGCUUACUCUUAUUCUCCUGCUUCUGCUUCCACCAUUUUUCGUUUCCCGAAAUACCCUUCGAAACACACUAAAUUCUCCUUGCUACCACUCUCAUUCUCAACGAUGGAAGCUCCUCCAGAAGGUUAUCGUAGGAACGUUGGUAUCUGUCUCAUGAACAAUCACAAAAAGAUUUUCGCGGCUUCGAGGCUCGACAUUCCCAAUGCUUGGCAAAUGCCUCAGGGUGGUAUUGAUGAAGGUGAGGAUCCAAGAAAUGCAGCUAUCAGGGAGUUACGAGAAGAGACAGGAGUUAAUUCAGUAGAAGUGAUCGCUGAGGUACCAUAUUGGUUAACUUAUGACUUCCCACCAAAAGUGAGGGAGAAAUUAAAUAUUCAGUGGGGAUCUGAUUGGAAGGGUCAGGCGCAGAAAUGGUUUCUUUUUAAGUUCACUGGGCAAGAUCAAGAAAUUAAUCUUUUGGGUGAUGGUACUGAGAAAGCUGAGUUUGGGGAAUGGUCAUGGAUAUCACCUGAACAAGUAAUUGAGCUUGCAGUGGAUUUCAAGAAACCUGUCUACAAGGAAGUCUUAGCAGUGUUUGCUCCACAUUUCCAAUAAAUCUUAUCUUUGGCUGAAAUUGUUACUGAUGCCUUGGGUGAUUAUGAGGGCUGCUUUAAAAAGAAUGUAUUCCAAUUAACUAACGAGACCAUUAUUCUCUUUUUUCUCCUCUUGGCCAUAAUAACCCAUAGGGCGGGAGAAGAGGGCUGUUUAUUUUGUCUGAAUGAAAUAUGUAUUGUCAUGAAAAUUGUUGUGCAAUGUAUUGCAUUUGCAUCUGUCCGCUGUUUUUGUCAUGAUGAAGUAUUGUUUUUUCUUA